This is a messenger RNA of Fukomys damarensis (Damara mole-rat), 4307 nucleotides long. It is a transcript of the gene B3gnt9, whose product is annotated as UDP-GlcNAc:betaGal beta-1,3-N-acetylglucosaminyltransferase 9. The coding region runs from base 2377 to 3576 and encodes 399 amino acids. Gene Ontology annotation, molecular function: hexosyltransferase activity. The transcript has a single exon. The record is from RefSeq and is a predicted model, not a curated record. NCBI's taxonomy places the organism in Eukaryota, Metazoa, Chordata, Mammalia, Rodentia, Bathyergidae. Gene Ontology annotation, cellular component: membrane.
ACUGUGAGUUCUUCAAGGCCAGCCUGGGUUACAAAGUAAGAGCCUGUCUCAGAAGAAGAAAAUAGUAGUAGUACAAAUUUAGAGUGGUUGGAUGGGGGUGGGUUGCUGAGUGACCCAUGGGGUCUGAUAGCCAUUUACAGAGUUUGUAUUUUACAGGGCCAGUGAGAAGGUUUUGAGGAUUUGGAGAGAAGACUGGGAGGUUGGUGAAAAUGGAGGAAAGAGGGGUGCACAAGGCUGGGACAGUAGCUGCAGAGGUAGAGGAAAGGGAAAGGGACUAAACACCAAGAGCUGUUUAGAGGGAAAAGAUAAUAGCCUGGAAGAGGAACAGAGUAAGAGAAAACCUGGUUUCUGCCUUUGGCGGUAGGACAGAUGCUUGGGGAAGGCCUUGCUUGCUCUGUUCUCCAGGAAUGAUGAUCCUACAGGUCAUCCAGGGAGGGGGUGUGAGGGACAUGGGUGUAUAGUUGAGUUCAAGAGAAAGGUCAGGCUAUAAAGAUUCGUGAAUGGAGAGGUGGGAGUGGGUGGGGUGGCCUAGAGGUAGGUCCCAAAAGAGACCUACUAGAAAGGAGCUUCCCAAAGAGGAGGAGGAAAAUGAGACUGGAAGCCAGGUGAUCUCCACUGAUGUAAUGCAGGCUGCCUAUCAGGCCAGACUGAGGUGCACCCUUUGGGUUCAAAACUAUACCACAGGAGGAAGUAAGAAGGUGUGGAGGAAGCCAAAAGACUUCCUGGUCUAUGAAUGGGGAAGAGUAAAGCUUGGGAUGAAGAGUUUGCUUUUACAGGAAAGGGAGCAGACAGCCCCCAGAAAGAAUAGUGCUGAGUAGCCCCACUGCUUUUAGCAACCUGUUCUCAGACUAUGGAAUGAGGGUAUCUACUCCAGUCUGCCACAUAGUGGGGACCCAGAGACCUUGAGUUUGGGAAGACAGAGCUGUGAGAUGGCAGCAGAGUUAGGCAAGGACUGGGCCCUCCCUCUCCAGGGUGCCUCUGCCUAUUUGGGUCACAGCUCAAAACUUUGUGUGCAGGCUUCCAAGAAGCCAUCUCAAGUCCAGGUUGGGCUGGACUUGAGUGGCACAGGCAUGGUCCUUUCUACCUGCGGGAGCUAUGCUGGGGAUCAGGGGACUCAAAUGGGGAUCUAGGCUCCCAGUUCUGUAUCACAAUGGACAGAUGAGGGGCAAGGAAGCAGAGGAAAGACUUCUGGACUGAAUUGCAAAAGACCUCAGGAUGGUAUAGUACUUUUUGGCAAUCAUUUAAUUCCCUGAAAAUCAGUUUUCCCAUCUGGGCACAAGCAGUGAGAGCUGCUGGUAGACCUGUUUUUAGAAUUAGAUGUGUAGUUUGUAUGGUCAGCCAAGAGUAAGAGGCAGCCACGUGUCCCAGGAGCAGUGUAUGGCCCCUGUCUGGCAGAACUAGGGCUGCUGAGGAGAGGAGCUCUGAAUGAGCCAGAAAAGUGGCCAGGUCGACGCUUAAGACCCUCUCCCCAAUGCUGGGGAUUUAGCUCAGUGAUUCCGCCGCUUUCCUCCCAACAUGUGCAAGGACCAGAGUUCAGUCCCUGGAAACAAAAACAAAGGGAAAAAAAAAAAGAAGACCCUCUUCCCCCAGGAACUGGGAUCAGUUAGCUAGUGAGCUCCUGACAGCUCCUGCCCCAACUCCGCGGAGACAGCAGUGAGAGGUAUCCGCAGACGGGAUACUUCCCAGGAAUCGGAAAGGUGGAUUUGUGGAGUCAGCACCACGACCAGGCUCUCCCCACCCAAAGUCAUCUGGUGAAGCAAACUCUCAGGAAUUAAUUAGUCCCUCCUUGGAAUUGGUGCUCCUGGAACGGGGCGGAGCUGAGCUCCAGAGGUCCGGGCAGGCACAGCUGGAGGGUCACGUGGCAUGGCCUCGGCCCCCUUCCUGCCAACGCUGCAUUUGGCUCAGGCCCCGUUCACGGCCACCCUUGGGACCCUGCGCUUAGCCCCAGAGGUUCCGGCGUCGGGGAGUUGCACCGCUCCCGAGGGCCUUGCUUGAGUGUCGGGAUCGCAGAGACCCAAGCCAACAGCGGGACGGGUAAAGAUACAACAAACCGAUUCAGCCUCAGUUCGGGGAGGUGGCAAGGAGUAGGACCGAGGUUCCGCAUCUCCCUGCCGGGCCUUGGGGUCGGGUCCUGGGCCAGGUGGGAGCUGGGUACAAAAGGGGAGCUGCUCAUCCCCUUAGCUUGCUCAUCCCCCAGCAGUGCGUAGGACUCGGAGGGGGAUAACCAUCCAGUAGCUGGAGGCCCCCAAGGCGUGGCCUCCCGCCCCUUCUCCGGGAAGGCAGGGCUGGGAUCCCUGCUCGCUGCCUGCCACUCUCUACCACCUCUGGAGGUCCUGUUCGCGACCCUUCGAAGGGAGGGCCGGCGCUGGCCAGGACAUGAGGAGGCUGCGCCUACGAGGAGAUGCGUCGCUCACGCUGCUUCUCGGCGCCGCCCUUGCCCUUCUACUGUACGCGCAGCGUAGUGGCCCGAGCCCAACCUCGAGCGCGCCGCGAGGGCGGGUGGCACGGAGGCCAGCGCUAGGGCCUCGCGCCUUCCAGGGACCAGACGCCGGCGCAGCCCCAGCGGCCUAUGAAGAGGACACGCACGCACCCCCCACGCCCACGGGCCCUUUUGACUUCCGCCGCUACUUGCGCGCCAAGGACCAGAGGCGCUUCCCGCUGCUCAUUAACCAGCCGCACAAGUGCCGCGGUGACGGCGCACCUGGCGGCCAACCGGACCUGCUUAUCGCUGUCAAGUCUGUGGCAGCUGAUUUUGAGCGACGCCAAGCCGUGCGCCAGACGUGGGGUUCUGAGGGUCGCGUGCAGGGGGCGCUCGUGCGCCGCGUGUUCUUGCUGGGCGUGCCCAAGGGCCCAGGCACCAAAGGGGAAGACCCGGAGGGGGCCGGCGUGAGGACGCACUGGCGCGCCCUGCUGCAGGCUGAGAGCCGUGCCUACGCGGACAUCCUGCUCUGGGCCUUUGACGACACUUUUUUCAACCUAACGCUGAAGGAGAUUCACUUUCUGGCUUGGGCCUCAGCCUACUGCCCUGAUGUACACUUCGUUUUUAAGGGAGAUACGGAUGUGUUUGUGCACGUGGGGAACCUGCUGGAGUUCCUGGCCCCGCGGGAUCCAGCGCAGGACCUGCUAGCGGGUGAUGUGAUAGUGCAGGCACGGCCAAUCCGCACACGAGGUAGCAAGUACUACGUCCCCGAAGCUGUGUAUGGCCUGCCUGUCUACCCCGCCUACGCAGGUGGCGGUGGCUUUGUUCUUUCGGGAGCCACGCUGCGCCGUCUGUCCAGUGCCUGCAAGCAGGUUGAACUCUUUCCCAUCGAUGAUGUGUUUCUGGGCAUGUGUCUGCAGCGCCUUCGACUCACACCUGAGCCUCACCCAGCUUUCCGCACCUUUGGCAUCUCUCAGCCUUCAGCCGCACCUCAUUUGCACACCUUCGACCCUUGCUUCUACCGUGAAUUGGUUGUAGUGCACGGGCUCUCGGCUGCUGACAUCUGGCUUAUGUGGCGCCUGCUGCAUGGACCGUAUGGGCCAGUCUGUGCACAUCCCCAGCCUGCUGCAGCAGGCCCCUUCCAAUGGGACCCAUAGCUACUCAUCAGUGGCUGACUUCUCAGCCCCAGAAUGGAACUUUUUAAAGGAGUUUCCCAUGCAGAUUACUAUUAUGUGGCCCUUGCCCAGACUAGAGGGUGUCUGCCCUGGGGCCCUAAAGAAUACUGAGCUUGGCUCCUGGUGGCUCAAACUAUCAGAAGCAAGUCUAGAACCAAUGUAAUGAUGACCCACUGAGAGCCAGGGCCAGGGUGGUAGAAGACCAUGUCUUGCCCAGCAGGCCUUAGACCAGUAGAUAGUUUUUGUAGUAGCAAAUAGGUGUGUAUUCUGGUGGUGCUUGGUUUGAAACCCCUAGGAUGAUGCAGACAUGUGCAGGGUGGCUCAUCCUCUUUAACGUCAGGCCUCACAGCACAAUGUGGACUUGGUAGGUAUUAUGCCACAACUCAGUCUUAAGCAGCCAUUCUGCUGCUCACCUGUUCCUCCAAACUGUCUUGUCCCUGUCUUUACAUCUUUCUCCUCGGAGGUCUUUCCUCAAGACCCUUGCAGAGUCCGGGUCUGACUGGAUGAACAGGGACAGAGUCACAGAAACAACUGUCACGGUCUUACUACUUCACCCCCACACCCAUGCUGUUACGUCGAUGUCUUUCCAACACCCACCUCCCCAGCUAGGAGCCCUUAAGACUCCUCCAUUAUAAAUUUUCCCGUUUUCAACUAUCCCCUUCAAAAAACCAACACUGCCACACUUAUUUUAAUACAAACAUCCCAGCAAUAGC